Messenger RNA from Oryza sativa Japonica Group (Japanese rice), 1137 nucleotides. Its product is annotated as centromere-binding protein 1. NCBI's taxonomy places the organism in Eukaryota, Viridiplantae, Streptophyta, Magnoliopsida, Poales, Poaceae. The record is from RefSeq and is a predicted model, not a curated record.
CUGCGCUUCAACAAUGGUGCCGUUGAUGAUGACGAUGACGAUGACGAGGAGGUGGAGGAGGAAGAGAGCGACGAGGAGGUGGUGGUGGAGGAGGAGGAGGAGGAGGGAGGGGAAGGGGAGGGCGGCGCGGCCGGCGAGACGGAGGGGAAGGGCUCAUGCGGCGAGAAGGAGAGGCAGAGUAGCCCGCGUUCGUGUGGUAGCUCUCCCUCUCCUGGUGAGGAAGUUUCUGAAGAUGAAUAUGUUCAGGUUGGUGGAGUGCUGGAAAGAAGGAAGAGGAAAGCAACCGUGACACCUGGCAAGCUGCAGAUUUCUAAAAUUGAGACACCUCAUAAGCUGCAGAUUUCUGAAGUUCAGACGCCUCAUAAGCUGCAGAUUUCUGAAGUUGAGACACCUCAUCAGCUGCAGAUUUCUGAAGUUGAAAUCAAGAGCAAAGAAGUUCAAGCUCUUGUGCUGGCUCAGGAUUCUCAAAGGAUCUCUCAAGAGAAUGAGAAUCUGAGGUUGCAGCUCGCUCUCAAGACAAAGGAGCUCGAGCAUGAAGAGAAUCAGAAGCUCAGGUUACAGUUGGAGCUGAAGAACAAGGACAUUGAAUCCCUGAAAAAGCAGAAUGAUGAACUGAAAGCUGAGAUCGAGUACUACAAGAAGACUACAAAACCACCCAGAGUUGCAAGGCGCUGCAGAUGGUGCGAGGAAUAUACGACCCACGACUACCGUAAUUGCCCUCAAAGAAGGUCUUAUUAAGAACAGGAAGGAGACGACUCCAACUAACAUUAGGAUUCAGAAAUCUUCAAAUUUACGCCUUUACGCCCUGGAGCUAGGAUUCAGAAAGAUGGUUAUAGCAAUGCCUCAUUUUGCUUCUUGCUAGUGACGCUUUUAGGUGCCAGUCUAUGUUAGUUAAUUAAUAAUCAUAAAUCUGCUUCAGAACAUGAGGAUUUCUGCACUUUAAUUAAUCUUCAUAUGAUGUGAACUUAUGUGUUAUCUAGUAGUCCUAGCAGUAGUGGAAGUGUUAGUUUCUGCGUACUCAGUGAGGGAAAUGGGAUGUCCCCUAAAACAAGUUCUUUUGGGACAUGAACAAGAACUAGGAAUACUUGUCUCAUUGUCUGUGAUCAAUCGAUCGUUGAUCAAGUUAUUCAUUUUUAU